AUGUUCAACGUGCCAGCCCUUGUAGGCACUUCCACGUCGUCUUCCACGAACAGCUUUAACCAUCAGCAAGCUAUCAUUGACCGUAAUACUUCAGUUUCUACUAAUUCAUUGAACCCACUUCACGGAUCUGCUUCUAUAGGAUCCAGCGAACAACAUAGUGAUCAUCUCAAAAGCUCUACCAAUUUAUCAUUGAGACUAUCAAAAAAAUCUACCCCGUCUACAUCACUGAGCUCUUUACCCUUUACUACACCUCAAUUUCCUAAUUACGCAAAGACGUCUAUCACGACGGGUAUUGUCGGAGCGCCAACUGGCGCCAUUGGCGCUGAAUGUUUAGCAGCUAAUACUUCUGCUAGUACUGCUCCAUCUCUUAAUCCUUUAAUAUUCAACAGUGAUCUCAAUUUAAGGAACGAUUUGAAAUGGGGGGAAGUCGAGAAUACCAGUUCAGAAUUGAGCUCCUUGCACAAUACAGUUGGAAGCUCCUGGAGUGAGCAAUUACCGUGUUUAACUGGAUCUUAUCCGAAUUCCUACUUCACAUGGGAGCAUAAUUCCACAGCUUAUCCAUAUGAUUCGUCCCCGUACUUCCCCAGUGGGAUAGCAACCGGAACAACAUCAGCUAUGUAUGCACUACCUCCAGCCGAUCCUUUCCAAAAAACGGAUGCUAUGCUAACAGAAGCAGCAGAGGCAAAACAUGUCAGUCCUGACAAACUAGAACCAAAGGUGGUUGAUGAUGAGGACGGUGUAGAUGAGGAUGAAGAGAUUGACGAUGGAGAAGAUGGAACAGGUAAGAAAAAAACAAGAAAACGACGUGUUCUGUUCACUAAAGCCCAAACGUACGCUCUUGAGAGUCGGUUCGCCAUUCAGCGUUAUCUGGCAGCUAAUGAAAGAGAACAACUUGCCGCCGAAAUUAAUCUCACACCUACUCAAGUGAAAAUUUGGUUCCAAAAUCAUCGAUAUAAAACGAAGAAAACAAUGCAAGAUAAAGGAUUAAAUUCAAAUAUUCUUGCCAAUAUGUCUACGGGUACGAAUGCGUUCACACCUCCAACAGGGUCAACAGCGUUUAGCACCAGAGGCUUCAGAAUGCCGAAUUUGUCCUUAAAUACAGUACUGGUACGAGAUGGAAAGCCAUCAGAGUUAUCUUCCUCACCAUGUCAAGCAGCAGCAGCAGUAGCAUUUUCAAAUACAACCAACGGAUAUUUCUCAGCUUCUGCUGGUUAUUUGCCGUCGGCUAACUACUUGUCCCAAACACCAACAACUACAACCUACAUGAAUAUGAGGAGUGGUUUUUGGUAG
Messenger RNA from Auanema sp. JU1783, 1290 nucleotides. NCBI's taxonomy places the organism in Eukaryota, Metazoa, Nematoda, Chromadorea, Rhabditida, Rhabditidae. The record is from the annotation of a GenBank genome assembly.